Messenger RNA from Linum trigynum, 1323 nucleotides. Lineage: Eukaryota; Viridiplantae; Streptophyta; Magnoliopsida; Malpighiales; Linaceae. The record is from the annotation of a GenBank genome assembly.
AUGAGGCUCACGCUUUACAGAGCCCGUAGGCGGCCGCUCACCAACCCUUCUCUCCUCCAAUUCCUCUCUCCCUCAUCCUCCUUUUCUUCUCCUCCCUCAUCCACCGGUCCUCCCGACGACGACGGCGGUGCCUUCUCGGAUCCCCAGCCUCCUCCCGAAACCAAGCCCUCAGCCACCUCGUUUCUCAGAGAUGUCAGGGCGAGCCUCAAGCACAAAGAAGAGAUGUGGCGGCCGCAGAACCUAGCCCAGGUCAGAUCCAAUUCGCCGCCCUCGAGAAGCCCCGCCGCGGGUCCCUAUUUGGACAUCAGAGAGAGUCUCAGAGAAUAUGGGCAAAGGUCAUCUGCUCCUCCCCCUAACCCAGCGCAAGGGCAGCAGCAGCAGCAGCCGCGACAGCAGAUAUCGUUUCUAAAGCUGUACCAGCGGAACACAGCGGCUGAAGGUGAUCGCGACGGCGGCGUUCAAUCUGGGUUUACCGGCGCCAACACUUCUUUGUCUUUCGAGCAUAUCAGAGCAAGUCUUGGGGCCCUCGCUAAGCGUCCGGGCUCCAACAAUAGAAGGGCAGAUUCGACUCAGUCGUGGAGUACUGGAAGCAUCUUUGGUAAGAGAGCUGCAAGAGAGGCGAGUUCAACAAGGUUUGGCGGCGGUACUCUGGGAGGUAUGACGCUGCAGCGGCCGGAUAGAGCAAAUGAGAUUGGAAGAAUGGGCAUUACCGAGGAGUAUGCUUAUACAGAGCUAGGGGAGGAGUUGAAGAAAUUGCGGCCCGGCCAGAAGCAAGGGCAGAAGGGGUGGUUUUCGUUGAAGGAGUUGAGUGAGAGAUUGAGUAAAUUGAGGGAGCUGGAGAAGAAACGUGACGUCGGACCAAUGAAGGAGAUGAGGGCAGGUUUGGAGGCGGUGGCAACCAUGCGGGAGAAGGAAAAUGAGCGCUCAAGCUCAAACUUUAGGAUUGCGAGUAUGAUCGGCAUAACUCCUGAUUAUCAGUUGACGAUCCCAAAAGAGCACUUGGUUGAGAAGUAUUUCCAUCCAGAUAACAUGUCCUCUCAGGAGAAAAUGAAACUUGAGCUUGCACAAGUUAGGGAGGAGUUCAAAGCAUCGGAGUCAGAUUGUGGAUCUGCCCGGGUGCAAGUUGCGCAACUUACAACGAAGAUCAAGCAUUUAUCCUCAGUUCUCCACAAAAAGGACAAGCAUUCAAGGAAGGGUCUUCAGGAAAUGGUCCAAAAGAGGAAGAAGUUGUUGAAGUAUCUAAGGAGAACCGACUGGGACUCGUACUGUAUGGUUCUUUCAAAGCUGGGUCUUCGUGACAAUCCGGACUACAAGAACUUGUGA